Messenger RNA from Chara braunii, 1777 nucleotides. The record is from the annotation of a GenBank genome assembly. NCBI's taxonomy places the organism in Eukaryota, Viridiplantae, Streptophyta, Charophyceae, Charales, Characeae.
UCCAGUAGUGCACCAUCUACAUGCCAAUUGGAGGAACGAGUUGACCACGUAGUCGCAAUGCUCGGCGACAUCAGCACCUUCGCUGCACCAGCCACCAUCAGCAAGCAGUUGAACACCUUGAAGACCGAGGUUCAGCAACUGCACCAGUGGCCCAACGAGGAGGGCAACACCAGUGCGCAGCACUACAAGAUGCCGACAUUCCAAAUCGAAAUGUUCGAUGAUUAUAUGCAUCAAGACCCGGUCCCCUGGUGGGAGGGCUUUACGACGCAACUUCGGAUUCUUUUCGUCCCCGAGCACUCGUACAUCGGUGCGUUGUUCCUCAACUUAGAGGGCAGAUGCCACGACGUCCAGGUCGCAAAUCUGCAUGAGAAGAUCUCUUGGGAAGAGUUAACGAGGCUAUGGAAGAAGUGGUUCAUCAUGGACGACGCCCUGACGCUCGCCAUCAACCGCCUCUUCGCCAUGACGCAAGGCAACACAUCGACACGCGACUGGCUCACGGAAUGGCAAAAGAUCGCGGCAACGCCCGAUCUCGAAUUGCCAUUUUCGCAUCUGCGCCGAGAGUUCUACAACCGGUCAUGUGCCGUCUUGAGCCUUGCACUUGGUGAUCGUGAGCAAUACACGACCUUCGCCGAAAUCAUCGACAAGGCAAGGGAGAUCAUCAAGACUAAUGGGGCGGCUGCACACGAGAAGUCAGCGUGGCAGCCAACCUAUGUGGAGAAAGGAAAAUUUGUACCAACUCCGUUGAUAGACGCCGAAGUAGAGGUUGUCGACCUUCACGACUACGUUGCGAAGAUCGACCCCGAGUUCAAGACACAACGGUACGACAAUAUCGACGCACCAUUGUUAUACAUACGCAUUCAGAUCGAUGAGGUGAUCUGCAACGCUUUGAUCGAUUGCGGAGCUACUCGCAACUACAUGAGCCAAGACUUUAUGGUACGCGUUGACCUUGGGCCACGCGUUCGGAGGAAGUCACAGCCCACGCAAGUCACGUUGACCAACGGUCACGCGCACAAGUCAAUUGACCGGUGCAUUGAUGCCGUCCCCGUGUACUUUGCCCCGCAUGCAAGCAAGGCCGUGUCCUUUGACAUUUUGAUCACCAAGUUCAACAUGAUCUUGGGCAUGUCAUGGUUGCGAAGCGAGGAUCACCCGGUGAACUUCUACCGCCGCACCGUUGACGUUCGUGACCGGAACGGAGUACUAGUCCCAUGCACGGUGCCUCCUCCUCACCCUUCGAUCAACGGCCAUGUGGUGUCCGCCGCAAGCAUUCGAGCUUCCAUCAUCAGGGAUGACAUCGAGGAGAUGCAAGUGUGUUUUCUCCACGCCCUCCCGCCCCAUGACAUUCCAUCGACGGACUCAUCAUCGGACCCACGCAUCACCGAGUUUCUUGACGCCUACGGCGACGUGUUUGAAGCCUUGCACGGAGUAGUACCGGAUCAGCCCAUCCGCCACGAGAUCAUCCUCGAGGCCGAGGUCGUACCUCUGCGUGGUUACAUCUACCGCAUGAGCGAGGAAGAGUUAAGUGUGCUACGAGCACAACUCGACGACCUUUUCGAGAAAGGCUGGAUCCGGCCUAGCUCUUCGCCAUACAGUGCUCCCGUUCUCGUCGUUCGGAAGAAGAACAAGGAUUUGUGGUUGUGCAUCGAUUAUCGCAAGCUCAACGAGUAAACCGUCAAGAACACCGGACCUCUUCCGCGCAUCGACGACCUCCUCGAACGGCUGGGCGGCACCAAGUUCUUCUCCAAGCUUGACCUCAAAUCGGGAUAUCACCAACUCGAGA